AUGAUGCCCUCAUCUGACCAGCUUCAUGAAUCGCAGCCAUCAGAGGCACAGAGCCAAGAGAACAUUGCCUUGAAACAGGUAGUCAAAAAUAAACAUUUAAACCUUUCUUUAGGAGAAAAGAUAUCUGUGUCAAAUUGUAAUAUCUAAAAUAUAAGAGAAAUCAGGGAUCCACAAAUAGAAAACGGUGACCCGUGAUUGAAGUUGUUCUGUAUUGCUUUGGAGGUUCCCAGAGACAGGCCCGUGGUGCAGGCUCUAUGGCACGUGGCCCUGAGGGGAGCUGAGGCUCUCUGCAAGGCUCUGAUUGGCUCAGAAAGAGAAGGUACUGUAUACAAGUCAAGUCCUAAUACUUUUAGGAUUGUAAGUAAGAUAUGAAUGCUCAGGGAGUGUGUUCCUUCCCAAUACAUACAGGUUCAGAUGAAGGGAUGCUCCAGCAAGACUCAAUCUCAGAGGAGAUGUAUUUCCCUUGCUAUGAGGUAAGAAGAGUCAGAGUUGGUCCAUAGACACUUGAUACUGGAUUUAUUCAGGGUGGACUGUUGUGACCUUGUUAAAUGACUGUACCUACAGAGCAGUGUGAGCUUGGAGAGAAGCAUUUCUGUGGGCGACACAGAUGUGAGAAUGUACCCAAACUCCUGGAGGUGAGCGUUCUGCCAAUAAUUUAAUAAAUAGAGCUCAAUAUGUGCAAAGAUGACAUACUACCUUGUCUCUUUGACAACCAAGUUGACCAGCCAAGCAUGACUCGGGAACAUUUACACUUGAUUAAACGUCCCGUUGUACUCUUAUCACAGGCCCUACCUGCCAGAAAGUGAGGAUGAUGCCUUCAUCAAUAUCAAGCUCAGUGCGAUCCGUCAAGCAUUUGAGGUAAGCAAUCCCCUGACUGGUCAUUUGUCAGCCAGAGACAUAUAGAGCUGAACAGAGCGCCGCUCAUCCAUGUCUGUUUCCUGUGUCACAGCUCAUUCUCAGAGAACCAGAGGCCAAACACUUCCUGAAGGAGACAGGAAAGAGCCUGAUUGGAGGGCUGCUAUCUUUAGCAGGGAAGGUAUGUAGCUAGUAGUAUACCCACCACACCCUCUGGAAAUAUACUGAACAAAAAUAUAAACAUAACAUGCAACAAUUUCAAGUUACAGUUCAUAUAAGGAAAUCAGUCAAUUGAAAUAAAUUCAUUAGGCCCUAAUCUAUGGAUUUCACAUGACUGGGCAGGGGCGCAGCUAUGGGUGGGCCUGGGAGGCCCACCCAUAGGGAGCCAGGCCCACCCACUUGGGAGCCAGGCCCAGGCAAUCAGAAUAAGUUUUUCCCCACAAAAGGGCAUUAUUACAGACAGAAAUACACCUCAGUUUCAUCAGCUGUCUGGGUGGCUGGUCUCAGACGAUCCCGCAGGUGAAGAAGCCAUAUGUAGGUCCUUGGCUGGUGUGAUUACCCAUGGUCUGCGGUUGUGAGGCCGGUUGGACGUACUGCCAAAAUCUCUAAAACGACGUUUGAGGCGGCUUAUGGUAGAAAAAUUAACAUUAAAUUCUCUGGCAACAGCUCUGGUGGACAGUCCUGCAGUCAGCAUGCCAAUUGCACACUACCUCAAAACGUGAGACAUCUGUGGCAUUGUGUUGUGUGACAAAACUGCACAUUUUAGAGUGGCUUUUUAUUGUCCCCAGCACAAGGUGCACCUGUGUAAUGAUCAUACUGUUUAAUCAGCUUCUUGAUAUGCCACACCUGUCAGAUGGAUGGAGUAUCUUGGCAAAGGAUAAAUGCUCACUAACAGGGAUAUAAACACAUUUGUGCACCAAUUUUUUAAGAAAUAAGCUUUUUGUGCAUAUGGAACAUUUCUGGGAUCUUUUAUUUCAGCUCAUGAAACAUGGGACCAUCACUUGUUGCGUUUACAUGUUGCGUUUAUAUUUUUGUUCAGUAUAGAUGUUCUUGGUUCUUGCUUCAGUAAGUAUUCAAUACUUGCCUCCAUUAUAUUAGCUCCCAUCUACUGUAAGAGCUUGGCAUUUAUCGAGACAAGCCCUGCAGUGUUUGAAGUUGUAACUAUCCCUGCAAUGUGACAUUGUGGGUUUAAUAGGUCUGUAUGUCUCUCAGUGGGUUUGUACAUAAUUCUCUAUGCAUUGCACAUUUGUUCCUGAAUUCUUCUGGAGGUGGACAUUGGAAAACAGCCUAUUUUCCUCAGAAACCCAACACAGUGAAUAUCAGAUCUGUCCCAUGUUGGAAGUAUGCCAUUAGAGGCCUCUGAGUGUUUGUUUGUUUGGUUGUGUGUUGAUCUCUGUAGAGCUCGGAGGGCUUUGGUCUGGUAUGGGAAAAGCUCAUGGCAUUCACUGAAAAUCCAACAAACUGGCCAGGCAUCGUUGACGAGUGCCAAGAGGCAGGGGUGAGCUUCUGUCAUAGAGACACAUUAUAUCAGUUCCAUCCAAGCUUUCACUUUUAUAGGGCCAUAUGCUAUUGUAAUCAUGUUAUAACAUGAAUACUCACUUUAUAUUCUUAUUUUUUCAAUAUUACUGUUAAGUUCUAUUUUGUUGUUCAUCCCCCACAUAGCAAUAAAUCUGGCUGGAUAUGUCUGUAAAACAUUGUUCAUCACAGAACCAUGUGAACCAGCGUAACACUAAAGCUACUAGAGAUACCUGUAUUGUUGAAAGAGUCUAGAGAACCUGAUUUAGACGUAAAGGGAACGGUAUGAUUUUCCCUGCUGUAAAUCAUCCAUACCAGAGAAAAGUUCCCUCCAUAUUUCACUGAACAAUGGCUCUGCUCCCUGCCUGCUAUUUCUAGAUGCACACUUUUUUUUAGGCUUUUAUGACAUAUUUUACGAGUCCAUUGUGCUGAAGGUGCUGGAAUACCAGGAGCACAUUCCAGCCAUCUUAAAGCCAACUCUACGCACGCCAUGGAUCUCAGAGGGCACUAAGAAAACUGUACGCUUUUUUGUUCUCAUAAUCAAUAGCAAAUAAAUGUUGUAAAUGAUAUGUGUACUCAGCAUUGAUUAUAAUAAGAUUACUAAAGACGAUUUAACAUACUAACUAUCGCAAUGAUAAAACCUUGUAUCUUAUGGUAAAUAUGUGAAGGUAAAACCUUUAUGUUAUGUUCACGUUCAGCAAGUGACAAGGCGAACCCACCCCUACAGUCACUGUCUGUUUUAAAAUGCCUUCACAGACUGUGAUGUUCUAUGCCUGGUCACAAAUUAAGAAGAAGAGGGAGUGUUUAAUGGUAGGAUGAAAAAAACGGUUGCCUGGAUGUUGUCUGUAUUUUUUAUUAUGGGCAAAAUAAAUUCAAGUAGUUUGAAUAUUUUUUAUUUAUCGUACAUGCAUUACCACAUAUUACCAGAAGAUGUCAGCAUAGUUCUGAUGUAAUGUAUCCAUGUGUCUCUGUAGAGGCCUGAUGGACUGUACCACCACCUGUAUGAGGUGUUUGACUACACAGACCCAGAGAUCAUGUGGGCAGCCUAUGGAUCACAGAGCAAGACCAAAGAAUUCUGCAUCCUUCUUAGGGUAUGUGACUUGUCAUUUGGUAUUUUAUUAGGAUCCACAUUAGCUGUUGUCCACACAGAACAAGACAUAAUACAGAACAAUAACAAACAAGAACAGCUCAAGGACAGAACUACAUACAUUUAAAAUAAGAAUAUAGAAAUAAAAAAGGUCCUGUACUGACAAAAUACUGAAAAGACAGAGAGACCCAUACUAUAGGCCUAUUUGUUGUUGCCCUUCUCUCAACUGUGAGUGAGUUAGCUUGCUUUCUCCUCAGUUGCUCUGUAUGUUGUAAUAAUUUAAUAUUGUAUAGUAUCCUUUCAAUGCCCAUAGAUCCAGUUAGAGUAUUUGUCUUUGAUACAGACCUACUUUACCAUGACGUGGCGAUCAAAGAGUUUUCCUUAAUCUUCAUUAUAGUGACAGAUACACUUCUGUAAUUCCAGGGUCGGAUUCUGUCUUUUAUCCAACAAAUGUUCAGCCUGGACAUAAAGAGGUAUGAAUCUCCCGAGUCACUGGCUGUGAAGGUCCUCUCUAAUUGGAAAGGGCUGGUCCGCUUCCUGCAGUUCUACGUGGAUGAGAAUCAGUAUUCAUUACUUAUUAGUAUGAAUCAUAAAGAGAGAGGAAUCUCUGUCUAA
This is a messenger RNA of Coregonus sp. 'balchen', 4072 nucleotides long. The record is from the annotation of a GenBank genome assembly. NCBI's taxonomy places the organism in Eukaryota, Metazoa, Chordata, Actinopteri, Salmoniformes, Salmonidae.